Molecule: messenger RNA, 1205 nt
Organism: Zea mays
Lineage: Eukaryota; Viridiplantae; Streptophyta; Magnoliopsida; Poales; Poaceae
Product: GATA transcription factor 23
Exons: 3
Coding region: 269-700 (143 amino acids)
Biological process (GO): regulation of DNA-templated transcription
Molecular function (GO): sequence-specific DNA binding; zinc ion binding
Source: RefSeq, a predicted model, not a curated record
GAGACCAGGAUUCUCUAGCCUACGAAUUAAGAUGACCUGCCCCCCGCAACUGGAGCGGUGUGGUGCGGGGCCCACAGCGCAGUUCCUUUAUUAUCGUUGUGGCGCGCGGCUUGCUUCCACACUCCUGCCGCUGCAGCUGGACUCGUCUCCGAUCCUCCACCACCAACUUCCAUUUUCCCCAACCCUCCACGCCCUUCUCCAAGAAACAGAGCGACGAUAGCCGUGUCGACGAGAUCGACCCAGCAGCAGGAUCGAUCGGUCAGAGACGAUGAUGAUGGAUUCCGCGGAGCAUCAGAAGGUGAUGGGGAUCGCGCCGGCGGCGGCGCCCGCAGCGGAGGCGGGGAGACCGUGCUGCGUCGAGUGCCGCACCACCGCGACGCCCAUGUGGCGCGGCGGGCCGACAGGGCCCAGGUCGCUCUGCAACGCGUGUGGGAUCCGGUACAGGAAGAAGCGGAGGCAAGAGCUAGGUCUCGAUAGCGCCAAGAAACCACAACAAAACCAGCGGCCGCCGCCGCCACAGCAGCAGCAGCAGCAAGAGGAUCACUGUCCGGCAACAAGUGCAGUCGCUGUCAGAGACAACACCAAAAGCAGCAGGCUCCAAGUGGUGAAGAAACGGAGGGUCCUGAUGGGAGUGGAGGAGGCCGCAGUCCUGCUCAUGGCCUUGUCCUCCUCAUCCAGAUCCACGCUGCUACAUGGCUAGGAACUCGGCACAUCACCCAAAAAAGGGCUGCUCGUUGUGUACAUACAUAUACAGGACGCACAAACACAAACAGGCCACCCAGGGGUUCCAAGCCAGCGAUGUAUCUGUUGGGUCUAUGCUUCGUCGCCGAAGGUCUUCAAGGGAGAAGCGGCUUAAAAUGUGUGAGCAGGUAUCUUCGGACUCGUAUCAGAAAGGGAAAAGCUACAAAGGUUGACACAGCGCCGAAGCUGUGAAGCAGGAAAGCUUCGACAUGUUCGCAGAAAAGGGAACCGACUUAAAGAUGAAAAGGCCAUUUAGACCUCGAUAGAGUGCUAUAGAAUUAUCACCAAAUGUAAAGGACAUGUAUGUAAUUUUGUAUGGGUUGUACCCCGUGCCUAUAAAUAGGUGAACAGUACCCCCGUACUGUUCACGUGAACUUGGCAUUUGCUUUUGCGUCACACUUGUAUUUUCAUCUCCUUCCAAGCCGAAGGUACAUUUAUAAUUCGAUAUUGUCUCUAUUUCUCUA